UCGGUUUAAGUACACGAGACAGACACACUCAAAGCAGAGCAGCUCAGCAGCACAAGGAAGCUGGACAGGAUCGCUUGGACUCUUAAUUUCCGCGGGACCCGUCAGUCUCUCGUCUCUGAGAUCUAGGGCUUCCUUCCAAACGCUAAUAUGGCGCCACUUACGGCGGAGAUAGGGAAGACCACCCUCGAUUCGGGCUGGCUCGCCGCCAGGUCCACGGAGGUCCAAUUCACUGGCACUCAGCUCACCACCACUCAUCCUCCAACCGGACCCACUUUACCAUGGAUGGAAGCCGUCGUGCCUGGAACCGUUCUCUCGACCUUGGUGAAGAACAAAAUCGUGCCCGAUCCUUUUUAUGGACUUGCAAAUGAAGCAAUCAUAGAUAUUGCUGAUGCUGGACGAGAGCAUUACACAUUCUGGUUCUUUACGAAGUUUCAGUGUAAGCUGUCAGCCAAUCAGCACUGUGAUCUGAACUUCCGUGGAAUCAAUUACUCUGCUGAUGUAUUUAUAAACGGCCAACAAAUGGUUCUUCCAAAAGGAAUGUUUCGUAGGCAUUCUCUUGAUGUCACUGAUAUUCUGCAUCCUGAUGGUAGUAACCUGCUUGCUGUUCUUGUUCACCCUCCGGAUCAUCCUGGAAAAAUACCCCCUGAAGGUGGACAAGGUGGCGAUCAUGAGAUAGGAAAAGAUGUGGCUACACAAUAUGUUGAAGGUUGGGACUGGAUGGCUCCAAUAAGAGAUCGGAAUACUGGAAUAUGGGAUGAAGUGUCCAUUUCAGUUACAGGGCCAGUAAAAAUAAUUGAUCCGCACUUGGUGUCAUCGUUUUUUGACAAUUAUAAGAGAGUAUAUCUGCAUACCACAGUUGAGUUGGAAAACAAGAGUGCAUGGAUUGCUGAAUGUUCUCUUAAUAUCCAAGUCACGACUGAUGUUGAAGAGAACACUUGCUUAGUAGAGCAUCUUCAAACCCAGCAUGUCUCAGUUCCUGCUAAAUCAAAGUUACAAUAUACGUUUCCUCAGCUUUUCUUCUACAAGCCCAAUUUAUGGUGGCCCAAUGGAAUGGGGAAACAAUCUUUGUACAGUGUUGCUAUUGACAUUGAUGUUAAAGGGUAUGGAGAAUCCGAUUCAUGGAGACAUCACUUUGGAUUCCGCAAAAUUGAGAGUCAUAUUGAUGUUGCUACUGGUGGAAGGUUGUUCAAAGUCAAUGGAGAACCAAUUUUUAUUAGAGGAGGUAACUGGAUAUUAUCUGAUGGGCUGCUAAGGCUUUCAAAGAAGCGGUAUCAUACAGAUAUCAAGUUUCAUGCUGAUAUGAAUUUCAACAUGAUUCGAUGUUGGGGUGGUGGACUUGCCGAAAGGCCAGAAUUCUAUUAUUAUUGUGACUAUUAUGGCAUUCUGGUCUGGCAAGAGUUCUGGAUUACUGGGGAUGUUGAUGGACGAGGGGUCCCGGUAUCAAAUCCAAAUGGCCCACUAGACCAUGACCUUUUCCUGUUCUGUGCAAGAGACACAGUCAAGCUUUUGAGAAAUCAUCCUAGUCUUGCCCUCUGGGUGGGAGGAAAUGAACAAAUACCACCAAAUGAUAUAAAUACUGCUCUGAAAAAUGACCUGAGGCUUCAUCCUUACUUUGGGAGUGUAAAUGAAAUUGGCAAACCUGUAGAAUACUCUUCCUUGAUGUUGAGAGAUCCUAGCCAGUAUCUUGACGGUACACGUAUUUACAUCCCAGGGUCGUUAUGGGAUGGGUUUGCAGAGGGAAAUGGAAGCUUCUCUGAUGGCCCUUAUGAAAUCCAAAAUCCUGAGGACUUUUUCAAAAAUGAUUUUUACCGUUAUGGAUUCAAUCCGGAGGUUGGUAAUGUAGGAAUGCCAGUUGCAGCUACAAUUCGAGCUACAAUGCCACCGGAAGGAUGGCAGAUACCAGUCUUUAGGAAACUCCCUGAUGGUUAUGUAGAAGAAGUUCCGAAUCCCAUCUGGGAAUACCAUAAAUACAUUCCUUAUUCAAAACCAUCCAAGGUUCAUGAUCAGAUUCUACUUUAUGGCACCCCAAAAGAUCUUGAUGAUUUUUGCAUGAAGGCUCAACUCGCGAACUACAUUCAAUAUAGAGCUCUUCUAGAGGGAUGGACCUCUCACAUGUGGAGCAAAUAUACAGGUGUAUUGAUUUGGAAGACACAAAAUCCAUGGACGGGUCUCAGGGGUCAGUUUUAUGAUCAUCUGCUUGACCAAAAUGCGGGUUUCUAUGGCUGUCGAUGUGCUGCAGAGCCAAUUCAUGUACAGCUCAAUCUGGAUACUUAUGUUAUAGAGGUUGUUAAUACUACAUCAGAAGAAUUGUCUGAAGUGUCCAUUGAAGCGUCGGUAUGGGAUCUCGAAGGAACAUGUCCAUACUACAAAGUUCAUGAAGCCCCCCCUGUGCCACCAAGAAAAGUUGUGCCCAUUGUUGAGAUGAAGUAUCCGAAGAGCAAAAGUCCAAAGCCAGUCUAUUUUCUUCUUCUUAAACUCUACAAGAAGUCGGAUUAUAGAAUUUUAUCUCGAAACUUUUAUUGGUUGCAUCUCCACGGUGGAGAUUACAAGCUACUAGAACCAUAUAAGGAGAAGAAAAUACCUCUCAAGAUAAUAUCGACGGUUUUGAUUCAAGGGUCUACCUAUGAGAUUCAAAUGCAUGUGCAGAAUACAUCUAAAAGACCGGACUCUAGACUUACAUCCUUAAGGCACAGUUCAACAUCUAGUCAAGGCGACGUUGGCUUCACCACGGAGUCGGUGGAAGUUGUAGAAGGAUGGACUGGGAAAGAACAAGAAGUUGGUUUGCUUAAGAGUAUAUACAGGUGUCUUGCUGGGAAAAAAGAUGAUGGAUUGAGGGUAACUGAAGUGAAUGGGCAUGAUCCAGGAGUUGCUUUCUUCCUUCAUUUUUCAGUUCAUGCUUCGAAGAGGGAGCAUAGAGAAGGGGAAGAUACUAGAAUUCUCCCGGUUCAUUACUCAGAUAAUUACUUUUCACUGGUGCCGGGGGAGGCCAUGCCUAUUACGAUAUCUUUUCAGGUGCCUCCGGGCGUCACCCCUCGAGUCACUCUGAAUGGCUGGAAUUACCAUGGACACGCCAUCCAUGAAGCUGUAUAGGCAUGUUCCAUGCAAUGUUGUGACCCCCCCCCCGGGGGGAUAAACUGUGUCGAUAAAAUUUAAAUGAAGUUUGGAGAGAGGUGUAAACAAUUAUCAUCUUUCAUUCAAGAAAUUUAUAAAUUAA
Neltuma alba is the source of this 3214-nucleotide messenger RNA. RefSeq names its product mannosylglycoprotein endo-beta-mannosidase. The record is from RefSeq and is a predicted model, not a curated record. Gene Ontology annotation, biological process: carbohydrate metabolic process. The transcript is spliced from 11 exons. Gene Ontology annotation, molecular function: hydrolase activity, hydrolyzing O-glycosyl compounds. Bases 148 to 3090 code for a protein of 980 amino acids. Lineage: Eukaryota; Viridiplantae; Streptophyta; Magnoliopsida; Fabales; Fabaceae.